CACCUCUUCACACUCUUUUAUAGAAAUAUGUUUUCUCCACGCUCGUUUUUGUAUAUUUUUAAUUGUUUCUUGUCACUUUUUUCACUUGUCAACUCAUUACACAUAGGAGCUCGUGCUGAGAAACGUAAUGCAAUCGGACCGACUACUUAUUUCGGUGUCUCCAGCGCAGAGCACGAGGAGAAAAGUACAGCGUUGAAAGCCGGCGGAUAUCGCCCAUUGUCUCUCAGUCUCUAUGGUUCGCCGUCAGAAGCCAAAUAUGCCGCAGUUUGGAUCCAGGAAGAAGGCGCAUCAUUUGAGACCAUUCACUCGGCCGACAAAGCGACCUUUGAUGCCUGGGUGCAAACAUGGAAAUCAAAAGGCUACGUCUCUACCCAUGUCUCUGCCAUUGGUGCGAGUGAGAAUGCUGCCUAUGCCGGCGUCAUGGAGCUCCAGAAUGUGACCAAUUGGAUUCAAGAGUGCGACAUGGACAGCCCAUACGCACUGGCCAACGCCACAGGAGGAAUCGAUAUGCUGAUCAAGGGUGUGAGCAUGUAUGGCACACGAGUCAACCCUAGAUACUGUAUACUUGGCCACGAAAACAUCGAAAACCAACAACAGACUGUAUUCUAUCAGACAAUCAAUCUUCAGAACAACUAUGCUGAGGUAUAUGCCGCGGAGACUCUCAAACGACACUGGCGGCCUACAUUCCUCGAUAUCUUUGUUGAUGGAACCAUUACGCCUAUGUUCGACGAUACUACGGUUGGAAAAUGGGUAGCAGAGGUGGAUCUCUCCGAGGCGCAGCUGAAAACUAAGAUAAUGGAGCAGGAGGCAAGAGGACUUUCACCUGUGCAUCUCCAGGGCGGUGGGGACUCGUCAAACAUCCGGUACGCGGUCAUCUUUGCGGAACGAUCCAGCCCGCUCCCUCGAAACUGGCAUGCGAAUGGCGAAGUUACCGGGUUCAGUGACAACGCUGGUGUGACUUCGGCGCUUGACGAUGUUAUGCGAUCCUUCAUGCGAACCAACGGUGUGCGUCAAGCUCAAGUUGCAGCUUCGAUAAACGGUACCAUCAUUGCCGAACGUGCAUACACCUGGGCCGAAGAAGACCGUGCCAUCGUGCAAACUGAUGAUAAAUUUCUGCUCGCCAGUGUUUCGAAGAUGUUCACUCACGCAGCAACGCAACGACUUAUCGAUGACGGGCUGCUUAACAAGUCGACUGCAGUGUUCCCUCUACUAGGAAUUAAACCUGCGGAUGAAAGAUCCAAUGAUAUUACCGUUCAGAAUCUACUUUAUCACACCGCCGGGUAUGACCGAUCAGUAUCCACUGACCCAGGAUUCAAUUUCGUGACUGUCGCGCGUUCCAUGAACAUGAGCACACCUGCCACGCUCCGCGACGUGAUCGAUUAUGUUGCUGCUCGUCCGCUUGAUUAUACCCCGGGGUGGCAAACUAUCUAUUCAAACUUUGGCACCAUGCUCUUGAGUUACGUCCUCACCAACCUCACCGGCGUCGCAUAUACGGAUUACCUCAAAGAGAAUGUUCUCAACGGCCUGGAAGCAGAACUGUACGAAACUGCCAGCGAAAAACAUGCCAAUGACGCGAUUGUGCAGGAGACAAAACACAUGGGUUUCAACCCUCUCCAGCCAAUGUCGGAUGCCACAGUACACUCAGUUCACGGAGGAGAUGGCGCUAUCAAGGAAGAGACGGUCGGAGCUUUUGCGCUCAAAGCCUCCGCUAGUACAAUCGCGAAAUUCAUUGGCAGCAAUGCCGUCUGGGGAAUUGGAGGCCGUGAGGCUUAUGCCAAUCGCGAUGGCACGACGGCAGGUGCUCGCACAUUUGCAACGUCAAUGGAGACCAUUGAUUGGUCACUUACCUUGAACACGAGAGAGUACAAGUCGGAAGAUGAAUGGUCGCAGUUGGUAUGGACAGACGUACCUGGUGUGUGGCAGAAAUUCCGCACUCUCUAGGAGACGCGAACGCAUUGCAUAUAUUCAAUUCUUGUACACAUUUCUUGGGAUAACACUGCAUCGAUUGUGGCGUUUGCAUUUCUUCUUCCAGAAAGGACAAACUUGUGGGAACUGUCGCGUACUUGCUCAAUAUCUAAUUUAUAUAGUUGUAUUAAUUUCGUUCGGGGCUGUUGAGAAGUGUAUCCGCCUGCAUCUGGUGCGCCGUUUUUUUUCCGUAGGCCGAAAAUAAUCAUCUAACAGUCAAAUAGCUCGCAUGCUUUCAACUGUAGUAAACACGGGAUGGAUAGGCAGUGUCUCUAAAACCUACUUGUACUAACCUUAUGUAAUACAGGUGUCUUUGUCGGUGCAAUGUGUGCUGACUACGAGGCGCUUGACUUCGAUGAUAUACCAGCCUACUUUGCCACUGGAUCAGCAUGAAAGAUUCUCUCAAAAAAUACCGUGUUUUCUCGAUUAGCAUGAACCAAGAAUAACAAUCGAAAC
Molecule: messenger RNA, 2421 nt
Organism: Periconia digitata
Lineage: Eukaryota; Fungi; Ascomycota; Dothideomycetes; Pleosporales; Periconiaceae
Source: the annotation of a GenBank genome assembly